Branchiostoma floridae (Florida lancelet) is the source of this 1522-nucleotide messenger RNA. RefSeq names its product voltage-dependent anion-selective channel protein 2-like. The coding region runs from base 128 to 982 and encodes 284 amino acids. Lineage: Eukaryota; Metazoa; Chordata; Leptocardii; Amphioxiformes; Branchiostomatidae. Gene Ontology annotation, cellular component: mitochondrial outer membrane. Gene Ontology annotation, molecular function: voltage-gated monoatomic anion channel activity. Gene Ontology annotation, biological process: monoatomic anion transmembrane transport. The record is from RefSeq and is a predicted model, not a curated record. The transcript has 10 exons.
AUUUUUAGAUGACGUCACAAACCGUGGAGAUCAACUCUGGAAACCCCAGCAGUCACAGGCCGGUCUGCGAAAGACGGAAGAUAGUUUCACUGCGUACGGAGCACUUUGGUAGUCGCAGUCAGUCACAAUGUCCGCCACACCGCCAUCCUAUGGAGACCUGGGCAAGUCUGCCAGGGACACGUUUGGCAAGGGAUAUGGAUUUGGCUUUGUGAAGCUUGACUGCAAGACCACGACAAGUAGUGGGGUGGAAUUUAGCACAUCCGGCACUUCAAACAAUGAGACGGGGAAGGUUGGAGGAGAGUUGGAAACAAAAUACAAAUGGAAGGACUACGGCCUCACCUUCACGGAGAAGUGGAACACUGACAACACUCUCGCCUCCGAGAUCAAGAUUGAAGACCAGAUUGCCAAGGGGCUUAGCUUGACCUUUGACACUAAGUUUUCACCAAGCACAGGGAAGAAGAGUGGUCAGAUCAAGACUGCGUACAAGAUGGACUACCUAAAUGUUGGUGCUGAUGUUGAUCUGGACUUUGCUGGGCCCACCAUCCACGGAGCUGCUGUCCUGGGAUAUGAAGGGUGGUUGGCUGGCUACCAGAUGUCGUUCGACACAGCCAAGUCCAAGCUGACGAGGAGCAACUUUGCUCUAGGCUACAAGACUGGUGACUUCCAGCUUCACACCAACGUUAAUGAUGGCACUGAGUUUGGUGGCUCCAUCUACCAGAAGGUGAACAACAACCUGGAGACUGGUGUCAACCUGGCUUGGACGGCCGGCAGCAACAACACACGCUUCGGCCUGGCUGCCAAGUACACCAUUGAUAGCAAGUCUUCAUUCCGGGCAAAGGUGAACAACUCCAGCCAAAUUGGUCUUGGGUACACGCAAGAAGUCAGGCCAGGUGUGAAGGUGACCCUGUCCACACUGUUAGAUGGCAAGAACUUCAACCAAGGAGGCCACAAGCUGGGUCUCGGCUUGGAUCUGGAGGCUUGAGGCCCCGCAUCCUUGCACCUGCCUGCUGCACACUCAGCACCACCUCAAACCUCUCCUCUUGUCUCUUCAGCGUUUCCUCCUCACGGGAGCUACCCUGGGAUCUGAACCAGUAUCAUCUGACAAUGUAGUGUAGGCAGAAAAGGCGUGGAUAUCGUGGCAGGAUAGAGAAAAGAAUUAGCAGAAUGGGGAUAUACCCCUCCCUGUACCCUCUCUAUGUACAAUUGUGUUCCUUUGAAAUGAAACAAUUAAAGAGAUAGUAUUCAAUAAUAUGAAAACUUUGGACUUGUUUUAUGGUGUGACGGAAAUAUACACAUAAUGCUGUUUUACCAAAAGGAAACUGUUGUGGAUAAAGAAUCCUAUUUCUAUUUAAGUUGUUUGCAGUAUUUAAGACUUCACAACAAAAACUGCUUCUUGUGACCGACUUGUUGUACUGUACUGCCCAAGGGUAAAACGUAGACGGUAGCCUCCUCUCCAAAAUGUUGUAGACUAAUUUGGAAAUUUGUGGAUGAAUAAAUUGUAGCAUCAUCUGUGUAGCUAUAA